Molecule: messenger RNA, 549 nt
Organism: Ictidomys tridecemlineatus (thirteen-lined ground squirrel)
Lineage: Eukaryota; Metazoa; Chordata; Mammalia; Rodentia; Sciuridae
Gene: Apoc2
Product: apolipoprotein C2
Biological process (GO): lipid transport; positive regulation of phospholipase activity; positive regulation of phospholipid catabolic process
Cellular component (GO): chylomicron
Molecular function (GO): phospholipase binding; phospholipase activator activity
Source: RefSeq, a predicted model, not a curated record
GGUAUAAAGCCUGGGUGCCUGUCGGGAGCUGGUGAGGACAGAAGGCAGAGCCAGAGCCUGUCUUCCAGGUCCCUCGACGCCAUGGGCACGCGAUUCCUCCUGGCUCUGUGCCUGCUCCUCCUGGUGCUGAGCUGUGAGAUCCAGGGGCUUCCGCAAGAUGAGCCUGCCAGCCCGCCUCUGCUGGCCCAGGUGAAGGAGUCGCUCUCCAGCUACUGGGGCUCUGCCAAGGCAGCUGCCCAGGGCCUGUACGAGAAGACAUACCUCAACGACAUGGACGAGAAAAUCAGGGACUUGUACAGCAAGGGCUCGGCAGCCAUGAGCACCUACGCAGGCAUCUUCACUGACCAGCUCCUCACUCUGCUGAAGGGAGAGUAGUGUCAACCCCGGUGGUGGGUGGGGAGCCCAGGCCCCAGAACCCCCUGGUUCUCCUGACCUUCCUGGGAAUCAGACGGGGCUCCUCCACGCCAGCUGCUCUCAGCCCUCCCCUACUCUGGCCUGAACUCUCACCAGUGAGUGAAAAAAUAAAUAAUAAAUAUUUAUUCUCUUUGA